Entrophospora candida is the source of this 834-nucleotide messenger RNA. The record is from the annotation of a GenBank genome assembly. NCBI's taxonomy places the organism in Eukaryota, Fungi, Glomeromycota, Glomeromycetes, Entrophosporales, Entrophosporaceae.
AUGAAAGGGACAGUUGACUCGAUGCCAGCAUCUAAACGACCCAGGAUUUUAGUUUACGACAUUGGAUUGGCGAAUUAUCAGAAAAAAUGGUCAAGAGUCUUACUCGAGAAGGGAUAUUUAAAUGAAUUCAGGGAAUUUGAUUUUGAAAAGUAUCCGGGAUUUUGGAAAGUAGAUAACGUGACUAGAGGAGAAUAUGCAUGGAAGGCUGGUAUAAUAUCCGAGGUUAUUAAAGAUUAUCCUGGGCCAAUAUUUUGGCUCGACUCAGGAACUUAUGUAAAGUCGGAAUUUUUGAAACGAUUUAAUCUCAUUUUGGAUUAUUACGAUGGUUUCUUUUCACCUAGAUCAUCUGGUAAAAUGUUAAAAUGGACACAUCCAGGCGUUUUCAAAUAUUUUAAUGAUGAUCCAAAAAAAUAUUCAGAUUUUGUAAAUUGUAAUGGGGCAGCAAUAGCAUUAGAUUCGAAUAGAGUAGGAAAUUUAAUAAAUAAUUGGGUAGAAUGUGCUCUAGUAAAAGAAUGUAUUGCUCCAAAAGGCAGUAAUAGAGAAAACCAUCGACAAGAUCAAGCAAUAUUAACAUAUUUUGUAGCAAGAGAGAAACGGCACUGUGUAAACAGAUUGGGAGUUUUUGGAUUGAGGACUCACAUGGAUAGAGAAUGUGCGAAAAAUAUUUAUUUCUAUGAAAAAUUAAAUAACAUUACCUGGUCUCCAACUAAAGAGGAUUUGAAAGAGAUUGAGGAGUUGAAAGAGAUAUUCAUUGAUCAUUAUAUAUAUGAUAUUUGGAAUCCUGGAGCUGAAGAACAAACACUGGACAGAAUUCGUAAGAAUGAAACAUUCUAA